Messenger RNA from Microdochium trichocladiopsis, 1801 nucleotides. RefSeq lists its product as uncharacterized. The record is from RefSeq and is a predicted model, not a curated record. The transcript has 5 exons. Lineage: Eukaryota; Fungi; Ascomycota; Sordariomycetes; Xylariales; Microdochiaceae. The coding region runs from base 94 to 1608 and encodes 504 amino acids.
GCACGGCAUGCAAACUUGAACUCGCAAGAGUUACAUACAGAGAAUCCUACGUCUUUCGUCAGUCCCGCCACGAAUAGCCACGACAAAGCCACCAUGCCAGCACAUACCCCAGGUCUCGUGCCCAUUACACCCCAAGUUCUUGAGGAACUCCGGGACAAGCUGCUUUCUGUCUUUGGCCUGCUUGGCCUCCCAGCUCGUCCUCGUCCUAAACGUCACCUUCAACGAAAUCUGUACCGGCCAAAAGAUGGCUAUCUCCAUUGGGGGCCCAUGCCCAGCAACGACUUUCAUCGCGCGACUGUUGAUAUUCCUGGUGAGGCGGCUUGGUCUGCUUGCCUCAGGCUUGUCGACGGGCCUGACUUGCUCGCGAUACCCUUUGCGCACGUGAGCGUCAGCAACACACCAGAGCAUGACAUCAAGGAGGCUGCUCGACAGAUUGCCCUUCUGUGGCCAACCGCCUCGGACGACGCCCCUCGCCGUCAUGUCAAGCUUUAUCGACAUAGCAAAGACGCCUGGAAUGGGCGCGAUCUCGACGACAAGGCUGCAAUGGAGCCAAUGGUCCGCUGGUUGUCUUCCAAAGGCCUGCUACCCGGCGAAGGGCUCUCCGUCGCAUUCAUCACGCCCGGGGAUGGGGGGACUCUAGAGAUUCUCAGAGCAGACAAUCAAAUGAUCUAUCCUCAUAUAAAGCCGGAGGAAUUAGACACCCCAAGCUGGCGCGAUGAAGGCGACCCUGCUCCAGCAGGCUCUGCCCGGCCUCGAUGCGGCCAAAUAUGGUCCAUUUGUCGGGCAGAUGCCAACGUCGUUUCCUUUCCCGUCAUCGCAGCGACCAUGCUGCUGAUGCUCAACCCCGCCAAAGGCAUGCUGGACGUUGACAUCGCUACCGAAUACCCUGAUUGCGACAUCUCUUGGUGUCUUGAUGCGUUGCAUACCUAUGCUCGCAUGGAAGGGCCGCCCGCAGUCAAGCCAUAUCUCAACGCGGACGAUUGGAACAACUGGGCACUCGAGACAUACGGCGAUCACUGGAUCUACAUGCAUCUCACUGUGCACCACUUUGAAAGCGGGACGGUCGAGGAUCGCGGCCAUUAUCCACAGCCAAGUGUCUCUGGGAUGAAGAUCGAUCGGCGCUCCCUGGGGGACGAGUUUGCAGGUAUAUACGUCGAGAGUCGCCGGACAUCGAUCGCGCGGGUGGCCACGGCCAGAGAUGGUCAAGGCAAUGCUUCGGCGGCGGCGACAAUGCCCGACGGCAACUUUGUCGGCUUCGUCCUCACCGACGAAGCCCACAGCCCGCUGGUCGUCAACGUGAAUGAUUGGGACAGCCGUGGUCUUGUGUGCCCGGCUGGGGCGGAGGGAGUCGCUUUUUUCCAACAGCUUCUGUGGAACACUUUCGGAGACUGGUUUGAUAUGUGGCAAGCCACCAUAGCGAACAGGAGAAGGUUAUUGGAUAUUGACAUCAAGACCCUCGACCAGAAUCUCGUCGCAGCAAAAGGCAAAACCUUCUUCGCCACAAUCCAGCUAUUCCACCAGUUCCAGAAACACAUCACCGCGGGCCCGCGCGACCUCCAGACCAUGUACCGCAAGUGGAAGAGGACGUACUUCGGUAGUGGUCAGUAGUCUGACGCGAGCACGCUCCGCUUCAGCUGCAAGACGCAGGACUAUGUCAACAGGAACUGGGACGCACUGCUGGCGCACGUCCACGGGCUUGAGGCUAGCUUGUUGAGACUGAGCAAGGACAUCAUCGAGGAGAUCAGGGGAGUGUGGCAGGACGUCAUGAGGAUUGAGAAAUACAUGCCAAUCAUGGAGAAUG